Molecule: messenger RNA, 1155 nt
Organism: Suncus etruscus (white-toothed pygmy shrew)
Lineage: Eukaryota; Metazoa; Chordata; Mammalia; Eulipotyphla; Soricidae
Gene: NAPG
Product: NSF attachment protein gamma
Exons: 12
Coding region: 62-1000 (312 amino acids)
Biological process (GO): intracellular protein transport
Cellular component (GO): vacuolar membrane; SNARE complex
Molecular function (GO): syntaxin binding; soluble NSF attachment protein activity
Source: RefSeq, a predicted model, not a curated record
UGUUCCCACGCUUCCCACCGCCGGGGCCGUCGCUGUCCACGUCGGCUGCGGGCUUGUUGGCAUGGCGGCUCAGAAGAUAAACGAGGCCCUGGAGCACAUCGCCAAAGCGGAGAAAUAUCUGAAAACGGGCUUUUUCAAGUGGAAACCAGAUUAUGACAGCGCUGCCUCUGAGUAUGGAAAAGCAGCUGUUGCUUUUAAAAAUGCGAAACAGUUUGAUCAAGCAAAAGAUGCCUGCCUGAGAGAAGCCGCAGCCCAUGAGAAUAACAGGGCUCUUUUUCAUGCUGCUAAAGCUUACGAGCAAGCUGGCAUGAUGUUGAAGGAGAUGCAGAAGUUGCCAGAGGCUGUUCAUCUGAUCGAGAAAGCCAGUAUGAUGUACCUUGAGAACGGCACUCCCGACACUGCAGCCAUGGCCUUAGAGCGAGCUGGGAAGCUUAUAGAAAAUGUAGAUCCAGAAAAGGCUGUACAGUUAUAUCAACAGACAGCUAAUGUAUUUGAGAAUGAGGAACGCUUAAGACAGGCAGUUGAAUUACUAGGAAAAGCCUCCAGACUUUUAGUACGUGGACGCAGGUUUGAUGAAGCGGCACUAUCUAUUCAGAAGGAAAAAAAUAUUUAUAAGGAAAUUGAGAAUUACCCAACUUGUUAUAAGAAAACAAUCGCUCAAGUCUUAGUGCAUCUGCACAGAAAUGACUAUGUGGCUGCAGAAAGAUGUGUCAGGGAGAGCUACAGCAUCCCAGGGUUCAACGGGAGUGAAGAUUGUGCUGCUUUGGAACAACUUCUGGAAGGAUAUGACCAGCAAGACCAAGAUCAAGUGUCAGAUGUGUGCAACUCUCCUCUUUUCAAGUACAUGGACAAUGAUUACGCGAAGCUGGGUCUGAGUUUGGUGGUGCCAGGUGGGGGAAUCAAGAAGAAAGCAGCUGCGGCACCACAGGCCACCAGUGGAGGCACUGCUGCUGCCCCUGCUGAGGAGGAUGAAGAUGAAUACGCAGGAGGACUGUGCUAGGAUCCUGUUUUGCAAAAGUAAACAGAAGAAUGUGCCAUUCAUGGACUUGUAUUUUGUGAGGGGAUCUCUCUGGACUUCACUGCAGUCAUGUUUUUGAAUGCUAAUAGAUGGAUAUUUGGUUUCUAUUUCUCUCAAUAACCCAUUGGACUGGUCCC